Molecule: messenger RNA, 1233 nt
Organism: Medicago truncatula (barrel medic)
Lineage: Eukaryota; Viridiplantae; Streptophyta; Magnoliopsida; Fabales; Fabaceae
Product: probable carboxylesterase 120
Exons: 1
Coding region: 87-1064 (325 amino acids)
Molecular function (GO): hydrolase activity
Source: RefSeq, a predicted model, not a curated record
GCUCUAUUACUAUCCUUACAUAAAUCUUCUUAAAGCCUUUCAAUUUUCAUUACAUCUUUCACCAUAAUUCAUAAACUAUACCCACCAUGUCUAAUCAAACUUUGCCACCACCCAUCAACGAUCCUUACCAAUACCUCAAAGUUCAACACAAUCCCAACGAUACACUCACUCGAAAUCUUGAAGAUCCACACACCUCACCUUCAUUAGACACUUCUCUUUCUGUUCUCACCAAAGAUCUCACCAUCAACCAAUCAAACCAAACAUGGCUUCGAUUAUUUCUACCUAAAAAAGCAACAAAUGUUUCAAACCUAAACAACAAGCUACUACCACUUAUUGUUUUCUUUCAUGGAAGUGGCUUCAUUGUACUAAGUGCAGCCUCCACAAUGUUCCACAAUUUUUGUGCUGAAAUGGCGGAAACCGUCGAAGCAGUUGUCGCCUCGGUCGAUUAUCGCCUCGCACCGGAGCACCGGUUGCCGGCGGCUUAUGAUGAUGCUAUGGAAGCAUUGAGUUUGAUUAGGUCAAGUGAUGAUGAAUGGUUGACUAAAUAUGUUGACUUUUCAAAAUGUUUUCUAAUGGGAAAUAGUGCUGGAGGUACAAUUGCGUAUCAUGCAGGACUACGUGUAGUUGAAAAGAUGAAUGAUCUUGAGCCGUUGAAAAUUCAAGGGUUGAUAUUGCGUCAACCAUUUUUUGGUGGGACCAAUAGGACUGAGUCAGAGUUAAGACUUGAGAAUGAUCCUGUUUUUCCUUUGUGUGUUAGUGAUUUGAUGUGGGAGUUAGCGUUACCAAUUGGUGUUAACCGUGAUCAUGAGUAUUCCAAUCUAAGGGUUGGGAAUGGUGUUGAUGAAAAACUUGCUAAGAUUAAGGAUCAUGAGUGGAGGGUGUUGGUGAGUAUGAAUGGUGGAGAUCCAUUGGUUGAUCGUAAUAAGGAGUUGGUGAAAUUGUUGGAGGAAAAGGGUGUGGAAGUGGUGAAGGAUUUUCAAGAAGAUGGUUUUCAUGGAGUUGAGUUUUUUGAGCUAUCCAAAGCAAAGAACUUUAUUGAGGUGGUGAAAGGUUUCAUCUCCUAGUUCGAUGCUUAGGGUCAACAUGUUUGACGUUUCUUUGCUACCUUGAAUUAUUUUCCUUUAUUUGAACGUGUAUUAUGGAUUUACUAUUAAGAAUUACAUAAACAUGAGUCAAUAAAAUGUUACUACCUCCGUUCUUGUUUAAGUGUCACUUUAAGACAUUUUACACAAA